Molecule: messenger RNA, 487 nt
Organism: Leguminivora glycinivorella
Lineage: Eukaryota; Metazoa; Arthropoda; Insecta; Lepidoptera; Tortricidae
Exons: 5
Coding region: 30-455 (141 amino acids)
Source: RefSeq, a predicted model, not a curated record
UAAUAAAGAAGAGGACAACGUUUGAAGAAAUGGUCUCGCUACCGAAAACAUACUGUUGUUACUUCAAUUUGCGCACAGGAAGCAUCAUCAUAGCAGUACAAAUGUGUAUAAUAUGCUGGCCUCUUGCUUACGCUUACCCAACGCUCAUGCAUGCAGAGGGUUUGUUUUGGUAUUUUGCAUUUUUGAGCAACUUGCUAGUAAUACCUGACGGCAUAAUCUUCUUAUGGAACGAAAGAAAUAAGCCUCCAAUGCGUAUGCCGUGGUGGAGCUUGUACUACGGGGAUCUUGCAAUAUUCAGUAUCUUAAAUUUAGUCUUUGGCAUAAUGGCAGCAAUAAAAGGAAACUACAUAUUCACUAUACCUUUGGCAACUGUCGUACCAAUUUAUUACUGCUACACGGCCCUUGUGGUUUACAGUUAUGACCAGUCAAAACCACCACGUCCAGUCGAUGCCUAGAGUCCUGCGCUAUGAAGCCUGUCGGACCUUUU